Messenger RNA from Triticum dicoccoides, 1077 nucleotides. RefSeq names its product cytochrome c oxidase subunit 2. Lineage: Eukaryota; Viridiplantae; Streptophyta; Magnoliopsida; Poales; Poaceae. Gene Ontology annotation, molecular function: copper ion binding; cytochrome-c oxidase activity. Gene Ontology annotation, cellular component: membrane. The record is from RefSeq and is a predicted model, not a curated record. Bases 148 to 930 code for a protein of 260 amino acids. The transcript has 2 exons. Gene Ontology annotation, biological process: ATP synthesis coupled electron transport.
AUGCGUUACGAGGCAACUAGCAUUUUGUCAUGGAAGUUCGUGAAAGAAUGUUCUUGUUUUUCGUUGGAAAAACCAACGCCGACGUCAAGAUCAGUCUCCUUUCCUUUCUCUUUUCGGGAGCAGAGCUGAAAAAGAUGGGAAAUUCCAAUGAUUCUUCGUUCAUUAUCAUGUCGAUUCCUCACAAUCGCUCUUUGUGAUGCUGCGGAACCAUGGCAAUUAGGAUCUCAAGACGCAGCAACACCUAUGAUGCAAGGAAUCAUUGACUUACAUCACGAUAUCUUUUUCUUCCUCAUUCUUAUUUUGGUUUUCGUAUCACGGAUGUUGGUUCGCGCUUUAUGGCAUUUCAACGAGCAAACUAAUCCAAUCCCACAAAGGAUUGUCCAUGGAACUACUAUCGAAAUUAUUCGGACCAUAUUUCCAAGUGUCAUUCUUUUGUUCAUUGCUAUACCAUCGUUUGCUCUGUUAUACUCAAUGGACGGGGUAUUAGUAGAUCCAGCCAUUACUAUCAAAGCUAUUGGACAUCAAUGGUAUCGGACUUAUGAGUAUUCGGACUAUAACAGUUCCGAUGAACAGUCACUCACUUUUGACAGUUAUACGAUUCCAGAAGAUGAUCCAGAAUUGGGUCAAUCACGUUUAUUAGAAGUUGACAAUAGAGUGGUUGUACCAGCCAAAACUCAUCUACGUAUGAUUGUAACACCCGCUGAUGUACCUCAUAGUUGGGCUGUGCCUUCCUCAGGUGUCAAAUGUGAUGCUGUACCUGGUCGUUCAAAUCUUACCUCCAUCUCGGUACAACGAGAAGGAGUUUACUAUGGUCAGUGCAGUGAGAUUCGUGGAACUAAUCAUGCCUUUACGCCUAUCGUCGUAGAAGCAGUGACUUUGAAAGAUUAUGCGGAUUGGGUAUCCAAUCAAUUAAUCCUCCAAACCAACUAAACCGGGGAAGCUGAAGCGGAAAUGCAAUUCUCGGGUGAGGGAAGGGGGAAGCUCCAGGAAGGCUUCGCUCGCUCGCUCAAAAAGCUCUAACGCUCGUUUACGAGUGGAGUGCAUAAGCCCUUAUUGAAGUAGGGUGAGGCCUUACUA